This is a messenger RNA of Abrus precatorius (Indian licorice), 2869 nucleotides long. RefSeq names its product pyrophosphate-energized vacuolar membrane proton pump-like. Gene Ontology annotation, biological process: proton transmembrane transport. Gene Ontology annotation, cellular component: membrane. The record is from RefSeq and is a predicted model, not a curated record. The transcript is spliced from 8 exons. The coding region runs from base 138 to 2441 and encodes 767 amino acids. Gene Ontology annotation, molecular function: inorganic diphosphate phosphatase activity; diphosphate hydrolysis-driven proton transmembrane transporter activity. NCBI's taxonomy places the organism in Eukaryota, Viridiplantae, Streptophyta, Magnoliopsida, Fabales, Fabaceae.
CUCUUUCUCCCAAUAUAAAUGAACGUGCACACAGAGCACACGCCUCGCCGCACUCGAGCUCGUCUAUACAUUCUUUGUGACUGUCUCUCGUUGCAUCUUUCCGUUCAGGUCACCGGCGGAGGUAGUUUCCGGCGAGGAUGGGUGCGGCUCUAUUGUCGGAGCUUGCGACGGAGAUAGUAGUACCAACGUGCGCCGUCAUCGGGAUCGUCUUCUCGUUGGUGCAGUGGUUCCUAGUUUCGCGCGUCAAGCUCAUGUCGGACCGGCCCGGAGCUUCGUCUUCCCCGCACAACAAGAAUGGUUACGGUGACUAUCUCAUCGAGGAAGAAGAAGGCAUCAACGACCACAGUGUCGUCGCCAAAUGUGCUGAGAUACAGAGUGCCAUCACCGAAGGUGCAACGUCCUUUCUUUUCACUGAAUAUCAAUAUGUGGGGAUUUUCAUGGCUGCUUUUGCAGUACUGAUCUUCCUUUUCCUUGGCUCUGUGGAAAGCUUCAGUACUAAGAGCCAGCCCUGCACAUAUGAUAAGAGCAAGCUAUGCAAGCCAGCCCUUGCAACUGCAUUGUUUAGCACUGUAUCUUUCUUGCUCGGUGCUAUAACUUCAGUCCUGUCUGGUUACCUUGGGAUGAAAAUUGCAACCUAUGCCAAUGCAAGAACAACCUUGGAAGCUAGAAAGGGGGUUGGAAAGGCCUUUAUCACCGCAUUUAGGUCUGGUGCAGUGAUGGGUUUCCUUCUUGCCGCCAAUGGUCUUUUGGUGCUCUAUGUUGCUAUCAAUCUCUUUAAGCUGUACUAUGGUGAUGAUUGGGAAGGUCUUUUUGAGGCUAUAACUGGUUAUGGUUUGGGUGGAUCUUCCAUGGCUCUGUUUGGGAGAGUCGGUGGUGGUAUCUAUACCAAGGCUGCUGAUGUUGGUGCUGAUCUUGUUGGAAAAGUUGAAAGGAAUAUCCCGGAGGAUGAUCCAAGAAACCCAGCUGUGAUUGCUGAUAAUGUUGGUGAUAAUGUUGGAGAUAUUGCUGGGAUGGGUUCUGAUCUAUUUGGCUCAUAUGCUGAAUCAUCCUGUGCGGCCCUUGUCGUUGCUUCCAUUUCCUCAUUUGGAAUCAACCACGACUUCACUGCAAUGUUAUAUCCCCUACUUAUCAGUUCUAUGGGCAUUAUUGUCUGUUUGAUUACUACGCUGUUUGCAACUGAUUUCUUUGAGAUCAAGGCUGUCAAGGAAAUUGAACCAGCAUUAAAAAAGCAGCUUAUCAUCUCUACAAUACUCAUGACUGUUGGAAUUGCAAUUAUUAGUUGGCUUGCUCUGCCAUCAUCCUUCACAAUUUUCAACUUUGGGGCUCAAAAGGAAGUAAAGAGCUGGCAGCUGUUCCUUUGUGUGGGUGUUGGUCUAUGGGCUGGACUUAUUAUUGGGUUUGUUACUGAAUACUAUACAAGCAAUGCUUACAGCCCUGUACAAGAUGUUGCUGAUUCCUGCCGGACUGGUGCUGCAACCAAUGUCAUCUUUGGCCUUGCUCUGGGUUACAAGUCCGUCAUAAUUCCUAUUUUUGCAGUUGCCAUCAGCAUUUUUGUGAGCUUUACUUUUGCUGCAAUGUAUGGUAUUGCUGUGGCUGCCCUUGGGAUGCUGAGCACCAUUGCGACUGGGUUGGCUAUUGAUGCCUAUGGGCCUAUCAGUGACAAUGCCGGAGGUAUUGCUGAGAUGGCAGGCAUGAGCCAUCGUAUUCGUGAGAGAACUGACGCCCUUGAUGCUGCUGGCAACACUACUGCUGCCAUUGGCAAGGGUUUUGCGAUUGGGUCUGCUGCUCUUGUAUCUUUGGCCCUAUUUGGUGCAUUUGUCAGCAGAGCCGGAAUUUCAACUGUUGAUGUGUUGACUCCCAAGGUCUUUAUUGGACUCAUAGUUGGUGCCAUGCUUCCGUACUGGUUUUCUGCCAUGACCAUGAAGAGUGUUGGAAGUGCAGCUUUGAAGAUGGUUGAGGAGGUUCGUAGGCAGUUCAAUACCAUUCCAGGACUCAUGGAGGGUCAUGCCAAGCCUGAUUAUGCUACCUGCGUCAAGAUUUCUACUGAUGCAUCCAUCAAGGAGAUGAUUCCUCCAGGUGCCCUGGUCAUGCUCACACCACUCAUUGUUGGUAUCUUCUUUGGUGUGGAAACACUGUCAGGUGUUCUUGCAGGCUCUCUGGUUUCUGGCGUGCAGAUUGCAAUAUCAGCAUCCAACACUGGUGGUGCCUGGGAUAAUGCUAAGAAGUACAUUGAGGCUGGUGCAACUGAGCAUGCAAGGACCUUGGGCCCAAAGGGAUCUGAACCGCAUAAGGCAGCUGUUAUUGGCGAUACCAUUGGAGACCCUCUCAAGGAUACUUCAGGCCCUUCACUCAACAUCCUCAUUAAGCUCAUGGCAGUGGAGUCACUUGUCUUUGCCCCAUUUUUCGCCACCCAUGGCGGCCUGCUUUUCAAAAUCUUUUGAGGGAAUGAAAUGCAGUUAGGGCAGAGGUUUCUUUAAAUUAAUACUAUUUUUGUCGGAGGCUGCGGGCAUUUUCUUUUUACCAAUGUUCUUCACCUUUAGGGGUAGCUAGCUCUUCAACUAUCAAGACUGGAAAUUUGUUCCAAAAAUCUAGAUUUUGCCAAAGUGAAUUUUCAAUUGACAAUCUUUAGAGUUUUCCGUUUAAUACUUUGAAAAUAAAUAGUAAACGCAUUAAAGAUAAGCAGGUUAAUAGGUGCAGGAGUUGCCUCAAUUGAAUUUCACGAAACUACAACACAACCUUCCGCGGCCUCGAUGUGAUUUUAUGAAUAAUAUUAAAUAGCUGAAAUUUGAGUUUCCCUCAUGUGGGAACAUUGUUAUGAAAUUUUGUUAUAUGACAUGACUCAGAACUAGCAAAAAAUAAAAGUUUAGUG